Pelobates fuscus (common spadefoot toad) is the source of this 2759-nucleotide messenger RNA. It is a transcript of the gene UNK, whose product is annotated as unk zinc finger. Gene Ontology annotation, molecular function: metal ion binding. The record is from RefSeq and is a predicted model, not a curated record. Lineage: Eukaryota; Metazoa; Chordata; Amphibia; Anura; Pelobatidae. The coding region runs from base 64 to 2526 and encodes 820 amino acids. The transcript is spliced from 17 exons.
GGCCCUGCCGCGGCGUCCCGCGAAGAGCCUGCGAUAAAAGCGACGGAGCAGGGAAAGCCGAAGAUGUCGAAGGGUCCCCUUCCCAGCUCCCCGUCGGCGGCCUCCACGUCGCCGGCACCCGCGGCUGGAGGCGGGGCGCUGCAGGCGCAGCCCGAGAAGCCGCAGCAUUACACGUAUUUGAAAGAGUUCAGGACUGAGCAGUGCCCCCUCUUCGUACAGCACAAGUGUACCCAACAUCGUCCCUAUACUUGUUUCCACUGGCAUUUUGUCAACCAGCGUCGGCGAAGGUCGGUGAGAAGGAGAGAUGGGACUUUUAACUAUAGCCCAGAUAUCUAUUGUACAAAGUAUGAUGAGACGUCAGGACUCUGCCCAGAAGGAGAUGAAUGCCCUUUUCUACACCGGACUACAGGAGACACAGAAAGAAGGUAUCAUCUGCGCUACUACAAGACCGGUAUUUGUAUCCAUGAAACUGAUUCAAAGGGUCACUGUACGAAAAAUGGGCAGCAUUGCGCAUUUGCUCAUGGUCCUCAUGAUCUGCGAUCUCCUGUUUAUGAUAUAAGGGAGUUGCAAGCAAUGGAGGCCUUACAGAAUGGACAGCCAGCAUUAGAUGGGGGAAUAGAAGGGCAGACGGCUGUUGCUGCCAGCCAUGCCAUGAUCGAGAAGAUUCUGGGAGAGGAGCCACGCUGGCAGGAUACCACCUAUGUUCUUGGACAUUACAAGACUGAACAAUGUAAAAAACCUCCCCGAUUGUGUCGGCAAGGUUAUGCCUGCCCUUACUACCACAACAGCAAGGACCGUAGAAGGAGCCCACGCCAAAACAAAUACAGGUCUUCCCCAUGUCCCAGCGUAAAACAUGGAGAUGAAUGGGGGGAUCCCAGUAAGUGUGAAAGUGGAGAUUCUUGUCAGUACUGUCACACACGCACAGAACAGCAGUUCCAUCCAGAGAUCUACAAGUCUACAAAAUGCAACGACAUGCAGCAGUCUGGGAGCUGCCCCCGCGGACCCUUCUGUGCCUUUGCACAUGUUGAGCAAACACUGUUUUGCGACGAACUACAGUCACCGUCUGCUGUAUCAAGUCCAACACAGACUGGGCCGGUUAUGUACAUGCCAUCAGCCGCAGGUGACUCUGUUCCUGUAAGCCCCUCGAGCCCUCACGCUCCAGAUUUCAGCAAUGUAUGGGGAAAGAUGAGCCACCUUCCCACUAGCCCAACAUCAGCCACUAUGUUGUGUAGCAGCUUAGGUAGCCCAACCAAUCCAUGUGGGUCUCCUCCAACCUCUCUUGGGAAGCCUCAUAGUCUGGAUAACUUCCAUUCUGAUCUGUCUAGCAGCUAUAAGAAAGCCCCAGGGUGUGAACGGGAGGAUUCUAUAGGAGCAGAGUAUCUCAAAAACUUCAAAAAUCAGGCAAAAUUAAAACAGCACUCGAUGGAGCACAGAAGCCAGGAGCAGCCUCUUUUGCAUUCUAAACAGGAAGCACUGGCAAUAAUGCCCAUGGGAAGCCCUCUCACCUCUAGUAUCUCCUCUAGUAUUACCUCCAGCUUGGCUGCUACACCACCCAGUCCAGCAGCAGCAAGUGGUGUCCCCGGAAUGAACGCCAAUGCUCUUCCCUUCUACCCAACCAGUGACACUGUGGAGUCUGUUAUAGAAUCUGCUCUGGAUGAUUUGGAUCUAAAUGAAUUUGGAGUAGCUGCUCUAGAAAAAUCAUUUGACAAUAGCACUAUCCCUGCCUCUGGAGGAAUCAUGAUUGGUGGAAGCCUAAUGCAAAGCUCGGCUCCUGUGAAUAUUCCUGGGUCCUUAGGAAGCUCGUCAUCUUUCCACUCCACGUCACCAUCACCUCCUGUCAGCCUCUCUUCACACUUCCUCCACCAAUCUGCUGGCGGACAUAGCCAAUCAGACAAUGCCUUUCUUAGUACGUCUGCUUCUCAUGGGUCCUUAGGUCUUAACGGAAUGAGUAACAGUAUAUGGGAGCACUUUGUAUCAGGCAGCUACUCUCCUGGGUCAUCCCCUGCAUUCUUGUCUGGCCCUGGCGGAGCUGAAUUAGUGAGGCUACGUCAGGAACUAGAAGAGGCUACAAACACCAUAAAACAGUGGGAAGACUCCUGGAAACAAGCAAAGCAGGCUUGUGAUGCCUGGAAGAAAGAAGCUGAAGAAGCCAACGAGCGAGCCACAGCAGCCAGCAUAGAGUGUGAACUUGCCCGAGAGCAAAGAGAUGCCCUGGAGCUACAGCUGAAAAAGUUACAGGAAGAGUUGGAACAGAGGAUAACGGGUGCACAGGACUCAAAGCUUCACGGCUCCAUGUCAGAACUAGAGGGCCUCCCUCUUAGUACUCUCUAUAGCAUCCAGAAGCAGCUACAUGCCAGCCUGGAAAGAGUCGACAAGGCAGUAUUCCAGGUCCAGUCAGUGAAAUGCUCUAAGUGUCAAGAACAGAAUAGAACACUGUUACAGUGCCAACAUGCUAUGCUUUGUGAAGUGUGUGCAACAGAUUGCCCGGCCUGUCAGCCCAGCAUAACACCGAUCAUGCAGCCGUGACCUCUGCUUGCCUGGACCCAGGCUUCUCGGAACUCCAUUUUUUUAUACACUUAUAUAAAUAUAUAUAUAUAUAUUCAUACAAUGGAAUACUAGUGACGCUGAGCACUUUUAAACAAGACUGUUUUUCAUUCCUUUGGAACUUGCAUCAAAAGCCUACAUUUUGUUGUUGUGGUUUUUUUGGGGGGGGAUUUUUUUUUUUUUUUUUUUUAAAGCAAGGGAGACUGAAUUUAAAA